Dentiscutata erythropus is the source of this 1620-nucleotide messenger RNA. The record is from the annotation of a GenBank genome assembly. NCBI's taxonomy places the organism in Eukaryota, Fungi, Glomeromycota, Glomeromycetes, Diversisporales, Gigasporaceae.
AUGGAUCAAUCACCUCAAACUCAAACUUCAGUCGUUCGUAAGGCAGUCAAGAAGAAGCGUAAUAAUUCAGAUAAGGGCGUUACUAUAGAUGAGAUAGAUCAAAAGGUUGGUCAAAAUUCCUUGACCAUCAAAGAUGGAAAAAUUCCCAUGGAUUCGGCAAAACAAACUGCCGAGACAGAAUCAAUUCUCAAUGUGGCCGAAAACGAUGACUUUCGUGGCAAUUCAGCAAUUCCUAACGAUUCUAUUGAAAACAAAGUUCACUGUAAGGCGGCGGACACCAUGAAACAAGCAGAAGCUCUAUCUAUACAAAAACAACCGAACAUUUCUACGUCAGAUCAAAUCAAGCGCAAUACGAUCGCGUCGAUCUCGAAUGCUGAACAAGUUGAAGAUUUGCCGGUAAAAGAACCAACUGCCGUUGGACAAGACGUCGUAGCUGUAUCUCGUAAUUCGGAACAACCAGAAUCAAUUAUCAAUAACGAGCAGGACGAAAUUUUAUUUCAAUCUGGAUCUCAGGGCCAACAUAAACGUGGUCUACCAGCGGGUUGCCUUUUUGUCGCAAGUUUACCAACCAACAAAAAGGAAAUUGAGCUUCAACAAGCUGUUGCAGACCAUUUCCGUAAAUGGGGUACUCUUCUUAAUGUUAAGGUUUUGUUCGACUGGUUAAAUCGGCCUUAUUCUUUCGUUCAGUUUGAGAGCAUUGAAGAUGCUCAACGAGCUCUAACUGAAGCACAUAAUUCAAUCGUCGAUGGACGUCAUAUUCGCGUUGAAAAAGCAAAAGUCAAUCGGACAUUACUUAUUGGUCGCUUUAGUCGCGAUAUGAAAGAAGAUGAUAUUACAAAACUUCUUGAACCUUAUGGAGAUACUGAGGACAUUCAUAUUUUAAAAGAUUAUCGAACAGGCCAAAGUCGUGGAUCAAAUCUUGAGAAAGCAACACCUGGUCCCGGUGAUAUAGAUAAAGGCACUAUAUUUGUUGGACAACUUAAUCCAGACGCUGUAACUAAAGAAGUGCUUGAACAAAAAUUCAACCGUUACGGCGAAAUUAAAGAUCUUCGACUUGUUACUAUAAAAAAGCCUGGACCUGUUGGUCGCAUGAAUGUGCGUUCGGCUUUUGCUUUUAUUCGUUAUGAUGACGAAAAUGCUUCAACAAAAGCAAUUGAAGCCGAGAACAAUACCAAAUAUUUUGAUAGAAUAAUUCGUGUGCAGUACCGUGAGUCUCCUGAAUACCGUAAUUAUCAAAUUCAAAUGCUGCGACAACAGCUUGAAGUUCGACAGCGAGCAUUACAGACUAUUUCUUCCUACGAAAAAUCAAAUAAUGUUCGAAUGUCUUUAAGGCCACCAGCUUUGUCGAAAGCUGCAGUUGAACGGGCUUCAGGAAAUGCUGCCCAUAAGCCAUUUUCGAAUCGUAACCGUUAUAUGCGCCCUGCAUCUGUAUCAAAUAUUGGAAAUGUAGGUGGUACUAAAUCUUUUGAUAGGCUUUCAAGUUCUAACCGUCGAAGUAGCGGUAGAAAGUCAUCAAUUAAAAAUAAAGGACCUAAUCCUGGCUAUGAUACGAAUUAUGCAACUAUGAAUGUUCUAAAUGGGUAUAUAUGUUUAAAUCAGAAUAUUCCUCUAGUUAUUUAA